Angiostrongylus costaricensis is the source of this 657-nucleotide messenger RNA. The record is from the annotation of a GenBank genome assembly. Lineage: Eukaryota; Metazoa; Nematoda; Chromadorea; Rhabditida; Metastrongylidae.
AUGAAAGUAUGGACAACCCUAGACCAACAGUUAGCCGAACAAGAGAGUAACCCGAAACAGGAUUUGGAGACAAUCUACGAGCAUCCGGUAAAAAUCAAGGAUCUACGAACACCAGAUCGCAUAUUCAAAGUGGUGUUCGUUGGGGAUUCGGCUGUUGGAAAGACGUGUUUCUUGCACCGGUUUUGUUACAAUCGCUUCAAGCCGUUGUUCAGUGCGACGAUCGGCGUUGAUUUUACUGUGAAGACUAUUUGUGUUGGUAAUCGGGUGGUGGCCUUACAACUCUGGGACACUGCUGGCCAAGAAAGAUUUCGAUCCAUAACGAGGCAAUAUUUUCGAAAGGCUGAUGGUGUGUUGGUGUUAUUCGAUGUUACGUCAGAACAGAGUUUCCUGAACGUACGAAAUUGGAUCGAAUCAGUACGGUUAGGAGUUGAUGAGACGACAAUAAUGGCACUGGUCGGCAACAAGGUCGAUCUGUUCGGCAAUGAGUCAACCCGCAGCACUGUGUUCAGAGCAGGAAAGAAGCUCGCUGAAGUGAGCCCUUUUUCGUCCUGUCCUGUAGAGGCCUUCGAAAAUAGUUCACUUCGAGCUCCGUUGAGUUCAACAUGCCUUUUUAUGAGACCAGUGCCUAUACAGGAUAUGGAAUCGAUCAUUGCAUGA